UGAUAAGUUGACAACUGUGUCAGGUGCCGAUGGCGACUUGACAGUGCCUCACUGGGAUCGCAGGAUCCGCACUGGGAGUAAGGCAUGAGUAAAACUAAAACACAAAUGGCAAAAAGUUUCCCGAAAGUUACGUCGACGACUGCAGCGAAGCUGUUUGUGUGCAUCAACUGUGGAGCAAAAGUUAAGGAACUUUACAAGACCUACAGUUCGUCUGUUAUCAAGAUAAUCAAGUGUGAUGAGUGCCACGAAGUUGCUGAUAAGUAUAUAGAAUUUGAACCAAUCAUAAUACUUGUCGACCUGGUAUUACUCUCGCAAAGCGCAUAUCGUCACGUCCUGUAUAAUACUGAUUUCAAGCUACACUGGAAGCUCUCGCUAGUUCUCCUAUUAUUAGAAUCAUUUGCGUUAUGGCGUCAAAAACUUAGCAACUUCUCCGAUAUUGGAAACAAAGAGGAUUUUUUGGAAGAACGUGGUUUUUAUAUUUGCUGCCUCGAAAAUAUAAUUGAUAACUUCAUGAUAUUCGUAAUUUUGCAAAUAAUAUCGAUAUUUUUACGUGGAACAGAGAAGAAGAAAAACAAUCGAUGGGAUUGGUCAAAUGAAAUUCUUUUAUGUAAAACAAUAACAAUAGCCAAUUUGGGGAAAUUCCUUUUGCUGCCGAUUAUGAUUUGGAAAGACAACACAACUGAAUUUGGAUUGUCGAUACACUACUUACUUGUCAUGGGUUACUUUUUAUUGUCUUUCAUACAUGUUUAUUCAGUUGUUACUAAUAUGUCGAAAUUCAAGGCUUUCUUUGUGAUAAUUUUCACAUUUAUGGUGAAGCAUUAUAUCAAUGGACUGACAACAACAUACCUGGAAACAAAUUAUUUGUGAUACUAGAAGUAAUUGCGUGAGUAAGUAAUUAGCUGAAAUUCCUAUGGAGGAAAGGAUAUAUUGAACUGAAUUUAGAGGAUGAAAACUAUGUCAGAUGUUUGUCAUGCCAUUUAUACUGAACCAUAUGAGUAUCUACAUAAUAGAAAUUAAAUUGAAAUAAA
Molecule: messenger RNA, 1028 nt
Organism: Hermetia illucens (black soldier fly)
Lineage: Eukaryota; Metazoa; Arthropoda; Insecta; Diptera; Stratiomyidae
Gene: Arv1
Product: protein ARV1
Exons: 5
Coding region: 85-867 (260 amino acids)
Biological process (GO): sphingolipid metabolic process; sterol metabolic process; intracellular sterol transport
Cellular component (GO): cortical endoplasmic reticulum; Golgi apparatus
Source: RefSeq, a predicted model, not a curated record